AUGGCCGACUCGCCCUGCCCCUCCCCCUGUCCUUCGGACCCCUCGCCACCGUCAAGAACGAGCUCCAUCGCCCCCGAUCCGCCCUCACGAACAAGCUCAAUCGCACCCAUGUCCCCACCCGCAUCCCCCGCUCCAGCUCCGGCCCCUACUUCGUCAGCGUCCUGCCGCAAAGGCAUCGACGUUCAAUACCUCGUCGACCAAACCCUCUGGGCGCCACUCCCGCCUCCCCGCUCCUCAUCCCUGUUCAACGAAAAAGUGGACCUGCCAUCUGACGAGCCGCCCCCGCCAUACAGGUCUCUACCUCGCCAUUGUGCCCUCCCGGUCUGUACAGAGGAUCUUCUCCCAUCGCCUACAUCAUUACCGUCUUCCACACGCACACCGACGCACCCACCACCCACACCGACACCCUCCCCAUCCCACCCAUCAACACCAGCGCCCCGCACCCAUCAACAACAGCAAAAAGAAGUCCAAGCCAAAGCCAAAAUCCAUGCCAUCGAGGAUCAAACCCUCUGGGGCGGCACUCCACCCCCUCGCACCAAAAAACACACCGACAAACCGCAUCGUCCGCCCGGCGCGCUCAUCAAGGCGUUGAAGAAGUUGGAUCUUGAUCUUGAGGAUCGACCAGCACCGGCACAGUUGGAACAUGCGUACUACUGCUUUCAUAAUCACACGCAGUGUCCGCGUAACGGGCCGUGCUUGAAUCCGCCGCCGUCGGUGGGGAGUCUUGGGAGGAGGAGGGAGGUGGUGGCGAGGGAGCGGAGGUAG
Messenger RNA from Fimicolochytrium jonesii, 765 nucleotides. RefSeq lists its product as uncharacterized. The coding region runs from base 1 to 765 and encodes 254 amino acids. The record is from RefSeq and is a predicted model, not a curated record. NCBI's taxonomy places the organism in Eukaryota, Fungi, Chytridiomycota, Chytridiomycetes, Spizellomycetales, Powellomycetaceae. The transcript has a single exon.